Messenger RNA from Phytophthora infestans T30-4, 894 nucleotides. RefSeq lists its product as uncharacterized. Gene Ontology annotation, molecular function: ubiquitin protein ligase activity; metal ion binding. The transcript has a single exon. Lineage: Eukaryota; Oomycota; Peronosporomycetes; Peronosporales; Peronosporaceae. Gene Ontology annotation, biological process: protein polyubiquitination; protein monoubiquitination. Bases 1 to 894 code for a protein of 297 amino acids. The record is from RefSeq and is a predicted model, not a curated record.
AUGUCGAUUGGGAAUCGCGCUGAUCCGGACGAGGCGGCGCUGGACGAGGGCGACUGGGCCGGUCGGGGCGAUGACGCCGCUGUACUGACGUCAUCAGAUGCACAUAACGCUGUAGCUCCCUCUGCGUCCUCCAGUGGUCAAGUAGAUUCAUCAAGAGAACAGGAGGAGAACGCUCGUGCAGCUGAUCUGGCAGUGCUCGGUGACGCGUGCCCGAUCUGUCUGCAGACACUGGAGGACCCCGUGAUGCUAGUAUCCUGCUAUCAUGUGUAUUGCUUCGAGUGUCUAAGCACAUGGGUACACAGUCUAGCGCUUCACGGCGUGGAUCUGCCCACGUGUCCGUUAUGCAAAAAUCCGUUCCAAGACGUGUAUGCCAAUGUGCGGAGCGAGACGGACUUCGAGCUAUUCCGCUUCCAGGGGCGACGGAUACGGGACCACGAGGGCAGAAAUAGACAGAGCGAGCGCAACGAUAGCAAUCGACAGAGACUCAGACGACGCUCGCUUGUGUAUCGACGCCGCAUGCGCCUCGUUCGGGUGGCUGGCAAACAGAUCGAAGACUCGCACGCAUACCCAAAGAUGCACAAGGUCAAAGGAGAGUACGAAGUCUGGCUUGAGAGAGAAUUGAGGGCUUGUAUUGGACGGGAUAUCGAUCUGACGGUACUGCUGGCAAUCAUCCAGUGCUGUCUUAACAAGAUCACGCAGUGUGGGUCCAAGAAAUGCUACGACGAGCUGCAGCAAGCGCUCACGCCAUUUUUGUAUGAAGACGCCGAGCAUUUCGUGAGAGAAGUCGCUUAUUUUCUAGGCUCUCGACUGAAUUCGGAAGCAUAUGACGCUGCUGUUGAGUAUCAAUGUGAAAAUGCGGCCGAGUGUACAAACGCGCUGUGCUGUGGCCGAUAA